This is a messenger RNA of Nelumbo nucifera (sacred lotus), 1329 nucleotides long. Its product is annotated as acetylajmalan esterase-like. Gene Ontology annotation, molecular function: hydrolase activity, acting on ester bonds. NCBI's taxonomy places the organism in Eukaryota, Viridiplantae, Streptophyta, Magnoliopsida, Proteales, Nelumbonaceae. The record is from RefSeq and is a predicted model, not a curated record.
AUACGUUCUUAUCAGUACUGCAGUUCUGUUCAUUACUUCUUCCCACAAUGGCCAUCAACAAGAAGUCGAUGCUCUCUCUGAUUCUGAUUUUGAUUAGCUCUCUCCUUCCAUUUCCUAUAUCUGCUCCACCAAAGGGCUGCUCCUUUGAUGCCAUCUAUCAACUGGGAGACUCUAUAUCAGAUACUGGAAAUCUGAUUCGAGAAGCUCCAAUCGGGUCCUCUUCUGCGUUCGCUAGGCUUCCUUACGGUGAAGCUUACUUCAAAAAGCCUACUGGUCGUUGCUCUAAUGGCCUUAUUAUGGUUGACUUCAUAGCUUCAGCCCUUCAUCUACCUCUUCUUAACCCUUACUUGGAAGGGGAUGCCAACUUCACUCAUGGAGUGAACUUUGCAGUGGCUGGGUCUACAGCACUUGACACAUCCUUCCUUGCAAAAAACAAAAUUAUAGUUCCAUUGACCAACAGCUCCCUUUCAGUCCAACUUGGUUGGUUCAAACACCAUCUAAAAUCCAUCUGUUACACACAAACAGAGUGUGCCCACAAGCUUGGAAGGGCCUUAUUUCUAGUGGGAGAAAUUGGAGGGAAUGAUUAUAUCUAUGCAUUCUUUCAAGGAAAAAGCAUAGGAGAGAUUCACAGCUAUGUGCCUCAUAUUGUCCAGAAAAUCAAGGAUGCUGCUAGAAAAGUGAUAGAUCAUGGUGCAAAGACAGUGAUCGUUCCGGGGCAUUUCCCUAUAGGAUGCUUACCAAUUUAUCUCACAGCUUUUAGAAGCAAUGAUCCAGCAGCUUAUGAUGAACUCAAGUGUCUGAAAGGCUUGAAUAACUUGGCAAUGUUUCACAACAAUCACCUCCAAAGAGCCUUGAAACAGCUGAGGAAGGUGUACCCUGAUGUCACUAUAGUUUAUGCUGACUACUACACAGCUCUUCAGUGGGUACUUAGCCAUGCUCCUUCUCUUGGAUUUGAAGACAAAUCUCUACAGAAAGUCUGUUGUGGAAUUGGAGGAGACUACAACUUUGAUUUGACCAAGGAAUGUGGAUCUCCUGAGGUUCCUGUUUGUCCUGACCCAGAAACACGCAUUAGUUGGGAUGGUUUUCAUUUGACAGAGAAAGCUUACAAGUACAUGGCUGAUUUCCUCAUGCACAGCAUAAUGCCAGAAAUCCAAUGUGCCAUCUGAACCUGUUUUGGUUCAAUAGUCACUGAACUUGAUUAGAAAUAAGUUACUACUUCAAUUGUUAGGUUCCUAAGUUUGGUACUUAGAGUCUAGUGUACUGUACUUCUUUUUCUUUUUUUUUUAAUAUUGUAAGAUGUAAACUUGUCUUUGGGACAAUGAACUUUGU